This is a messenger RNA of Cornus florida, 1676 nucleotides long. Its product is annotated as transcription factor MYB61. Gene Ontology annotation, biological process: regulation of stomatal movement. Bases 232 to 1482 code for a protein of 416 amino acids. The transcript has 3 exons. The record is from RefSeq and is a predicted model, not a curated record. Lineage: Eukaryota; Viridiplantae; Streptophyta; Magnoliopsida; Cornales; Cornaceae.
CACAAUUUGGAAUCAAGUCUUGAAUAUGACAUUUCUCUGAGGCUACUGAUAUUAAUUUGAUUCCUUACCCAGGCUGCCAUUUCAUUUUAUAAAUCUCCUUAUAAACUCUCUCUCUGUCUCCUAAAAGCCACUUCCAAGAUUCCUCUCCUUUUGCUGACAAUUCACAUUAUACAGGUCUCUUUAUCUCUGCAUAGCUUUUGCCAACACUGCAGUUAGAAGACAGCAAGCCACAUGGGAAGGCACUCUUGCUGUUAUAAGCAGAAGCUAAGGAAAGGCCUAUGGUCUCCAGAGGAAGAUGAGAAACUUGUAAAGCAUAUAACUAAGCAUGGACAUGGCUGUUGGAGCUCUGUCCCUAAACUAGCAGGUUUGCAAAGGUGUGGGAAGAGUUGCAGAUUAAGGUGGAUCAACUACUUGAGGCCUGAUUUGAACAGAGGGACAUUCUCACAAGAAGAAGAGAAUUUGAUAAUUGAACUCCAUGCAGUUCUAGGCAACAGAUGGUCUCAAAUUGCAGCUCAAUUACCGGGAAGAACCGACAAUGAAAUAAAGAAUUUAUGGAACUCAUCCAUCAAGAAGAAGCUAAGGCAGAGAGGAAUUGACCCCAACACACACAAACCACUGUCUGAGGUUGAGAAUGAGGAGAAAGUGCCCACAACCACCAAAAUCAAUGAGACAUCAUUUUCGGGAUCCAAUGAACUGAAAAUCGUGAAGGCUGAAAAUUCAUCGGACAAGGGAAUGGCAGUGCAGAAGCCGAAGCCACCUCCAACGGCUGUGGACUGCCACCAAGUUAUCGAAAACAAGUGCAGAAGUUUCACAACACCACCACCAACCCAUGAAUUCUUCCAAGAUAGCAUUCUCACUUCCCAUGACAGGCCAAGCACUAGUUGCAAGGCCUCUGAUUUUGCAGGGGAUUUCCCUUUCUAUGGGGCUAAUAUAGGGCUCUCAAUGAGCCCAAACACGAGUCUCUUUGUCAAUCCAAACCACCCCACAUCUUCUGAGAUGAUUUCUGGAUUCAAAUCUGUGAUGACACCCACUGUUUUACCGUCCAUGUCAAGCUCAAUUUUCACCAAUCCAACAAGUUUCAAGCCUUCCAUUAGUUCACCCUCUAAUAGUCCUUCAAUAGGCUCUUCAAAUGUCAGUGGUGUCCACAAUUGGGACUUUGGAACAUUGAUUGACAACAGUAGUGCCUUCUCAUGGUGUCAGACAGACUAUGUAAAAUCCGAGAAAGAAGCCCAAAAUCAUGCACUAGAAGACAAUCCUGAAGACACCAAAUGGUCUGAAUUUCUCCAAACUUCACUAGGAAGUGCAAUUCAAAACCAAACUGCUCAAGAUGUGUACAGUGAGCCUAAACCUGAAAUGCAUAUUAAUACAGAUGGAUCAGACACUACUUGGCCUCAGAACCAGCUGCAACAAUCUUUACAAGGCGCGUAUGAAUACAGUAAGAAUUCCCAGAUACUUACUCCCAUCUUUGGACAUUUUCCUUAGCCUCCAGAAGGAAGGAAUUAUAGAAGUCUUCAAGGUCUGAUAACAAAAUUUUCUUGCUAUUUUGUGUAUAGGUCUGAUAUUUAGAAAGUUCUUAGCUUUAUAUUACCAAAUAUUCAUGAAAGAAACAAUGUUCAGCUCAGCUGUCAAAUUGUAGAUUACAGAUUGUCUAGUUAUAGUAUCUUUUUCAUCUUCUA